Messenger RNA from Petromyzon marinus (sea lamprey), 5204 nucleotides. Lineage: Eukaryota; Metazoa; Chordata; Hyperoartia; Petromyzontiformes; Petromyzontidae. The record is from RefSeq and is a predicted model, not a curated record.
UUUAAAUCACCUGAACGUUCUCGCACCUCCAGCUCGCCUUUUGCACAGUAGAUGGCCUCUAACACGGCCACCUCUUCCUGAACGACGCCGCCGCUCAUGGUGGCCCGGCCUUCCCCCGCCGACCCCUGCGUCGCCUGAAUCCCCUGCCGGCGAAGGGGGUCCGAUUUCCCGAGACGGGCUAGGCUAGUCCUGCCCCUGGUAUCCGAAGGACAAGUCGCUCUCGUUUAAAAUAACCCUCUAUAUUCAACCAAAUCGAUCUGAGUAGUGUCGUUUAAAUUAAAACGCGUUAUUUGACGUGAUAGACGUGUUAUGCGAGUUUAAGCUCCUGUUUUGCAUUGUAUACCGACUGUCGCAACUUGACGCACAGAAGAAAUCUGUGCGCUAUUGUAAUUGUGUACUUUUCGGUGAGGGUAUUUUAAGUCCGGUUAACACAAAUGACGUGCGCAGAGGUUCCCCCAACCCCCACAUCUCUCACUGUUCAUUUAUUACUCAUUCAUUCUUCAAAUAUAUUUAACUGGCUUCAAUUUCUAAAAUGUUAAACUACAAAUAAAAAAAACACUCGGAAAGUACCGUACAUUUCGUGAUGAGCACUCGACGAGGAAUGUAGUUUCGAUUGUAAUAUUCCAGUAUGGGAGAAGCAGUGAUCACGAUCACGCAGGUCGCUUGCCGUUGUAAGAAUUACCCUCUGGUGAGAAAUGUUAACGAAAUUCGUGAAAUGUCACAAAAUUAAACGUGUUAAAUUGAGACUUGUUAAAAUGCCAUGGUCGAAGCUUCUUAAAAUGUUAUAGUUGUGCUGUAACGUGCUUUUCGAAACAUUGGCCAAAUCAUGGUUAAGUUUACGGUUGUUUUUCAGUCACAUACAUUAACUUUUUAUCGUACUGUAAUUUUACGUAUUGCUGAUGAAAGCUGUGUACUGCUUUACGUUAAAACAAAAGUAUAACCUGUAUUACGUGUAUUCUUUAAUUUCUAUUUGCAGCGAGGCAACAGACACUUGGGACCCGAGGCCGGACCUAUCCACAUCCUGCCCUGUGCAAGUGAUGUUUCUGCAUUGUGGGGACGCAAUCCAGGGAGUUCUCAAAGUGAAGAAAGAAAGCAUGUCAUUUCCCAUCGACGACCUUUCAAAACACAUUUAUCGCCUUGGCCGGUUUGUAAAUUGCCCAUCAAACUUAGAGCCACGAAUUCGGGAUCUGGCCAAAGCUGGAUUUUUUUACACUGGAAAGGAAGACAAGGUUGAAUGCUUCUCGUGCAAAGGAGUGAUCGGUAAUUGGAAGUCAGGUGACUCGGCCAUUGCAAAGCAUUUGCAGAGUUUUCCAAAUUGUACAUUUGCUCGGUCACUGGCACAAGCUACAGACACUCAGACCUCCGGUGGAGCAUCUGUACCAAGACAUAUUGUGGCGGCUACCAACAAUGCAUCCGAGAUCACCCAUCAUCAUUCUCUGCCACCUUCGAUUGGCAUGAACGAACCACCUAUGCAAAACACUCUAACUUCCUUGCCAAAUGUGGAGGCAGGAGUACCAUCGAAUUCAGAGAUGUGUGUCGAAGCGAACAGGCUGCUGUCAUUCUCCACAUGGCCAGAGUCAUCUCCUGUUCGGCCUGCGGACUUGGCACGGGCCGGACUGUAUUACGUGGGUCCCAACGACCGGGUGGCCUGCUUCUAUUGUUCCGGCGUAAUGCGUGACUGGGAGGAGGGAGAUGUCCCUGCCAAGGAGCAUGAGCGACAUUUCUCAACCUGUGCUUUCGCGAUGGGCAGCAGCAACACCGGUAACAUCCCACUCGCUCAGGCCCAGCAGGCCUCAUUUUUGCCCGACACUCAAAAUAGUGCAUGUUCUGCAUCUAUGGCAAGGACAACGAGGGCCAGAAAUCCAGAAAUGCAUUCGGUGGUGGCGCGGCUUGCAACUUACCAGGCCUGGCCUUCCACUGCCAAUGUAGCUGCACAGCCACUCGCGAUCGCUGGCUUCUAUUACACUGGUCAUGGAGACAAUGUGAAGUGCUUCCACUGUGACGGUGGUUUACGAAACUGGGAACAAGGAGAUAACCCUUGGUAUGAACAUGGCAAGUGGUUUCCCAGAUGUGCAUUUCUUUUACAACAGAAGGGUGAAGCUUUCGUAAAUGAAAUAAUGAGGCAACAUCCACAAUUGAUAGACCUCACGGGUGAGGUAUUUAGACAGAGAUCACAGAAUGCAGCUGCACAAAAUGGGAAUGGCAUCGGCAGCACAGAUGAGACCUUGAUGAAGAGCGAUGUGGUCAAGGGUGUGCUUGAGAUGGGUUUCCUUGCACCGAUGGUGGAAUCGCUAGUGCGCACUCGCUACCUCACUAAGGGGGAGACAUACAGCUCUGUCGUUGAGCUCGUAACAGACGUGCUUAAUGCAGAAGAAGGAGGAGAAUCACCGAAGAAAUCCGCAAAUUACGUUCAGGAACAACAGAAGUCUGCUGCUGAGAAAAAGGAACUGAAAAGUGAAGAAUCGCUACCGCCGGAAGAGGAGCUCAAGCGGCUACAGGAACAGCACACAUGCAAGGUUUGCAUGGACAAGGAAGUAUCCGUUGUGUUUAUACCGUGCGGCCAUCUCGUGGUGUGUCGAGACUGCGCCUCCUCCCUGCGCAAGUGCCCCAUCUGCCGUGCAGUCGUUAGAGGAACAGUUCGUACGUUUAUGUCGUAGGCACAUGGCCAAGGCAAAAAAAUGACAUUGACACUGUCUUUAUGGCAUUUAUAAAAUGAUCUGUAUUAACAUACAUUAUCAUUUAUUAAAUAUUUAAAUAAUUGCGUAUGUUUUACUUCUUUUGCACCCUACGUAGUCAACCAUGCUAAUCGGAAAGUGCGUGUGUAGUAAAUGCAACAGGGAUUAAAGGUUAUAUAAUUGAGACAAAAGACGGCCAACAGCGAGUCGUUUUGGCAACAAACCUCAAUUAGGAUGUAUUGUGUCACUAAAAACAAAAAAGGGUGUGAAUUAUAGUUUAAAGGAAUAAAAUGACUGCCUUAAAAUAUUUCUGAAUCUUGAGAGGCAGGUAAGGCACCUCAAAGUGACAUGUGCUGCUUUUAAAGAGCAACAUUUAAUUAUUCGCAGCACAAAGCCAGAUGAGGUAGUCAUGGUUAAGGGUAUCAAAUAUUGAGUUCCAGACAGAUUAUACAUUAACGGUUUUCAUUUAUAUGGGCUAUAUUGUUUACAGUGUACAUUAGGUCUUUUUUUCUCUCCAUUUGUUUGCUAAAUAUAAUUACUCUUUCGGUGGAAGAUAUGUUUUAAAGUUAAUGUGACCAAUAUUUUUUCCUAUUGUGCGUUUGUCACAUUCCAACUGGUGACAUAGCAACUGAUGUUUCCCAUCGUUACAGUUGCCAAACUUUGCACAGCUACACUGCAUUGAUGAUCUCCAAAAAGAGUGAAACACGUGGCCAUUAACAGUUUUCAGAAUAACAAUUCCUUUCAGCAGCUUUGUUUUCAUAGUGGGAUUCUUUACAUUUUCAUAUAAGUUUUGUAAUGCUUAAUUUGGAAGUCAUAAAAGUGGUCACAAGAAUGUAAAUUGCGUGUAUUCUUAAUACACUGCAUUUCAAUUGGAUUGAGUGUGGCUGAGUGUGCCUAUGUCAAUGGUAUGAAAAUGUGAUAAUUCUGAAUUUAAUAUGCCUUGUUACAAAAGUGCAUAUUUUUACAAAACCUUGAUAAGUCGUUUAAUAAAACACGUGUCUGUAGUUGCAAUUUAUUGGCCAUACCAUUUGCUUUAUCCACUUUAAAGUAGCUUUACAUCCAUUAGUGGAUUGUGUUCAAUGGUAUCGUGACAAGAUUUUUGUACAAAGCAAUAUCAGUUGUAUAAUUAUCCUGUCAUUGCUUUACUGUACCUAUAAUUGUACCUAUGAUAAUUGGUAUUUUGCAACUGAAAAGACUAGUAUAGUUACACUUAAAACUUUAUUUAGGCUCAUUAUUGUAAUGAAUGUACAAUGGUCUAUGGAAUUAUAAGUGUGGGAGAUUAACAUCUAUAAACAUUCAGCUAAAAUGUACACGUCACGUUUCACAAAAAACUGGUUAAUAUCAUUGCAUCUGAAAUGGAUGGUAAAUGUUAUAUUUUUAUAUAUAUAAAACACUACGCUUAUUGGUGAAAGAGCUUAAAUUGCUUACCACUAGCCAGUUAACCAUUUUUCUCAAUAACCCACAUCUAAAUGAUACCGAGGCACAUGGUUGCCACAAUCCUGAGGCUUUCAUAAGGAAGCUCAGGAGAACUCAAUCGUGACUGCCAGCAGUCUUCAGUUGACCCUGCUUCAUCUUGGACGAUCUCAGAUUGAUUUCUGGGAUCUCAAGACGAAUUCGUGGAGGGCCGAGCAGGUCUUUGUGGAACAGGUCUAUUCUUCCUCAGUUUUUUUUCAAGUUGGUUCUAUUUCAAUAAAGAGCUAUUGCCGAUUAAAUUAUGUUAAAUGAUUUCUGGAGUAAUUUAUGGCAUAAUUGUAAAAGUGCAUUGAUUUGAAGACUUGUCAGACUUGAAGUGCAGUUGAAUUAUUUGGGUAAUCUUUAUUUGAACUGGAAUGUGUGAACGUCUCGCACCAUAUGUAGUCAACCGUUCUAAUCAAAUGUACAAUAAUAUACAAUUGAGAAUUACAAUUACAAAGCUAUGGAACACUUAUUGCAAUGUGAAAACAUUGUAUUGUAUCUUGACUUAAAGCUUUCGUGACUGCAGGAAUUCAUAUUCUUUGAGUCUUUCAGUAAAGUCAAAGAUAGGUUCAAAGAAAAUAAAAACGUUUCGAUCGCAACGUCGUAGUUUAUUUUCUUUGAAUCUGUGACUUUUCUGAAAGACCCAAAGAAUAUUGUAUUGUAUGCUAUGAAAAGUUGACAACCCUGCUGAGAAUGGUGGGAAUGCACAAUGAUAGUGUUUUUAGAUGACAUUCUGGUAUGCAUUAGUCGUUAAUUGACUGGUGGAAGAGGGCCUAUCCACACCUAGUCAUGGGGGUUGUUUUGCUAUACCAGCGUGGUCAGUGUGGGUCGAUACAAAAAUUGCCCCAGACCUAUGCAGAUGGCAUUCCUCACCAAUAUUAGCCAGGGCUCAUCUGUGUACUGGACGUGUGAUUGCCAGGGUCAUUGCGCAAUGCACCAACGUCUGGACAAACUAACCCAACGGCAAAACCCAGUUUGAAUAGCUGCAUUUAAUAUUGAAUGCACAAGUUGUUAAAAAUACAUUGUUGUUUUAACAUUGUUUUGCCUAAUGCAUUAAACAUACGUUGAAAACAU